CCCUGCUGCAGGAAGGGACACCUCCAUCUACACCAGGCUGCUCACAGCCCCAUCCAGCCUGGCCUUGAAGGCCUCCAAUGUGGGGCAUGCACAGCCUCCCAGGGCAACCUGUCCCAGUGCCUCACCAGCUCCACAGUAGAGAAUUUCUUCCUAAUAGCUGGUCUAAGCACACACUCUUCCAGUUCUAAGCCAUUUUCCCUCGUACCAUCACUACCUGCCCUUAUAACAAAUUCCACCCUAGCUUUCUUGUAGACCCCCUUCUAUUCUGGAAUGCUGCUAUAAGGUCACCUCAGGGCCUUCUUUUCCCCAAGCUGAAUUCCCCCAGCUCCCUCACCCUGUCCUCAUAGGGGAGGUGCUCCUGCCCUCUGAUCAUCUUCGGGGCCCUCCUCUAGACCUGCUCCAACAGCUCCACGUCCUUGUGUCAGUUGCCCCACUCAGUUUGGUAUCGACUGCAAAUGUGAUGAGGGUGCACAGGAUCCCACUGUCCAUGUUGCCUAUAAAGAUGUUAAAUGGCACCGAUUCUAGCAUGAGUCCCGAGAUGGACGCUAGAUGGAGCUUUCCGGACACAGAUUCACGGGAGGAGACUGCUGCUGAUUCAGUGUUAGCAUUCCUCCUUCCUAUCACAAAGGUGCUCCUUUCCAGCGAAAGGAACCCAAAAACCAUUGGCGCUGUGGCCAGCUCUGUCCCACUCACCGAACUGCUUUGCACCAGUGAGUGCCACCAGCGUGGUUUUGCAGCCCUGGAGCAUCACUCUUUCCCCAUGGGCAUCCCCAAGGCCAUUGAACACAGCACAUUUUUCCACGCUGGUGCAGUCAGAGAUAGGCUGGCUGUUGUGCAGGGGUGUGCAAACCUGUGCUGGAGCACUGCAGUGCUCAGAUGGCAAAGCUGCAGGCAGCGCAGCUCUCCAGGUGCGUACACGUGUCCCCACACCCCGACCUUCUGAAAAUGACCCAGGGCCAAUUCUGCUUUGGUGCAGUAUGGGGCUCCAGCCUCAGCACACAGCACCCACCAGGCAGGAACCAACCUGCCCCCUCCCCAGAUCACUGCGUGUCUCCGAAGAACCAGUGCUGCUUUUCCCGUGCGGUGUUAUAAGGCAGCAGGACACCCUCUGGACGUUUUAAAGCCAGCAUCCAUUGAUGCAGCACUUCACCACCCAUCUACCAUAUCAAAAGCAGCACAAAACCUGAAUGCUUGCCGCAAAAUAACUCAGGCCAGGGCUGCCCGGGAUCGCUGGGCAGGCAGUGGGAGCAGCAUCCUCCUACGGCAGCGAUGCCACGAGCAUGCCCGCUCCCCAGGGAGCCACGCCAGGAGCCGUGGGGCCGCGCUCCCCCUUCCAGCCCCGCGCCCGCUGCCCAGCCCCAGCACAGUGAGAUGGAGCUGCCCCGGGAGUGAUGCUGCUCGCCGAGCCCAUGUGAUGCUGGGCUAGCGCGGCUCCUCCAUCGUCCCCCUCCGCACGCAGGCUGUCAUGGCGACUCCCAAUAACGUUACUCCCACCAACUGCAGCUGGUGGCCCAUCUCGGCGCUGGAGAACGACGCGGGGAAAUCCAAGGAGGGAGAGGAAAAUCAGGAUCCGACGGACCCCGCUCUCAGAUCUCAGGACAGGCUGGUUUUGUACCACUGGACCCAGUCCUUCAGCUCCCAAAAGGUGCGCUUGGUCAUCGCUGAGAAGGGGCUGCCCUGCGAGGAGCGCGAUGUCAGCAUGCCAUUGCUGGAGCACAAGGAGCCCUGGUUCAUGCGGCUCAACCUGGGCGAGGAGGUGCCUGUCAUCAUCCACCGGGACAACAUCAUCAGUGACUACAACCAGAUCAUCGACUACAUGGAGAGGAACUUCACAGGAGAGAACGUCCCCCAGCUGAUCCCUGAGCCCGGGACCCUGCUGCACUCACGGGUGUUGCAGUACCGGGAGCUGCUGGACUCGCUGCCCAUGGAUGCCUACACACAUGGCUGCAUCCUGCACCCCGAGCUCACCACCGACUCCAUGAUCCCAAAGUACGCGACCGCUGAGAUCCGCAGGCAUUUGGCUAAUGCCAGCACGGAACUGAUGAAGCUGGACCACGAGGAGGAGCCACCACUGACAGAGCCAUACCUCUCCAAGCAGAAGAAGCUCAUGGCCAAGAUCCUGGAGCAUGACAACGUGAAUUACUUGAAGAAAAUCCUAGGGGAGCUGGGAAUGGUACUGGACCAGAUUGAGGCUGAGCUGGAGAAGAGGAAGCUGGAGUACCAAGGGCAGAAGUGCGAACUUUGGCUCUGCGGAUGCGUCUUUACCUUGGCCGAUAUCUUGUUAGGAGCUACCCUGCAUCGCCUCAAGUUUCUUGGACUCUCUAAGAAAUACUGGGAGGAUGGCAGCAGACCCAACCUACAGUCCUUCUUCGACAGGAUACAAAAACGCUUUGCCUUCAGGAAAGUCUUGGGAGACAUACACACCACGCUGCUCUCCGCAGUGGUACCCAAUGCCUUCAGGCUGGUCAAGCGGAAACCUCCCUCCUUCUUCGGAGCCUCCUUCCUGAUGGGAUCUCUGGGGGGAAUGGGAUAUUUUGCUUAUUGGUACUUAAAGAAAAAAUACAUCUAAUGCUGGCAGCUUGGUGUUUAGAUUGGUGUCCCUGUGCUGUGUGAAAUUAUGACGAAGCCUCAGUAACUGUAAUGAAAUUUGAGGCAAGGUAUGAAUAAUAAUAUUGUUUAAUGUAACAUUCCAUAGUCUAGAAGUAGAAAAGUAUACUGCAAGGAAAUAACAACAACAAAAAUGCAUCAACUUGUAAAUGCCUUUUUAGGUUUAAGUAUUCCACUCCAGUGGGAGGCUUGGGGGCUGGCCUGGCUCCCCGUGCCCACUGGGAAGCACUGCCAGUGCAAUUCCAGGGGGAGAUGGGCACCCUGAGGAGCUCCCAACACCCAGGUUAGCAGUGGGACUUGGAUACUCAGCCCUGUUUGUGUUUCCAGAGUGUUUACCGGCCACAUUUCACACAUGCUAGUGGGGACUUUCUUCUUCUAGAAGCCAGUGUUGUGCUCGAAGGCUUUUCUGGGGCAGGGUGCAGUAGUGGUUAUGGUGAAGAUGGAUUUGCAUUCUUCAAUUAUCCUUUUUUUUUUUUUUAAUUAUUUUCAUCAAAAAGAAUAUUUUUAUGGAGCUGCUCUUAGCAUACAUCCACUUUCUACGUCUGGUUUUGGUGGGCUUUUUUUAAAAAAGAAUUUGAUGCCUGUCUUUAACUGCCACGUUUUUCUCCUGACAUAAAUGAUUUCAACUUCCACCCUGAGCUUUGGCACAUGAAGGGGAUCCUUGUUUUAUCCUUUUGCCUCCAUCUUGAGUUUCCUUUCAUGGAUUCGCAAAGCAUCUUUCACCGCCUGAGCGUAUCUGGACUCUGACAAAGGACCACCAUUUCCAGAACUGUCAGCACUUUUCUGAAGACGCUUUGGCUUUCCCUUCUGCUGGGGGCUCCUUUCUGUCAUUUCCUCGCUGUGUGUUUUCUUAGAGACACUUUGCACAGAAUCACAUUUAUGACUUUUUUGUGCCUUUUGCAUGUUGGAAAGAAUAAUGGGCCUCACUGCUACUCAUGCUUUGAAAACUGAGAUCUUCAAUAAACGAUAUGGGAGGAGUAACUGCUUCACAUUGCUAAAUGCGUUCAACAAACUUCCAGUCUAAUUUCAGAGCAUGCCCACGUGCAGCAGGAUGUGCAGGUGGUUUGUGCUUUUCCUUUUGUGUUGUACUGGUAUAAAAUUUGCAUGGAAACAAAGCUUAUUCCUCUGACAAGGCACUCAUUUCAGUAAGCACUCCUCUGGCUGGUUUUCAGAGCGUUCUGGUGAUCCCUCGAGUAACGCUGCGUUUGUAGGCUCGGGGACGUAUGCCAAGUGUGGCUGAAGCAAUACGUGUGGCAAUGCCUCCAACUCAAAAGCGAUCUUUCUGCCUCGGAAAGCUGCAGCAUUUCCUAGGAGCUUUGGUUCUUGAUAUGAGCUGGCAGUGAUGGAAUUGUGAAUACUGAGCGGGAGUUAUGGGAGCUGAGCAUGCGGGGAGGGAUCAGCCAAAAGCAAAAUGCACAAAUUUGAACUGUUUGUCAUGAUUGUAUGGGCUGGUCUGACAUAAUUCUAGAACACAAUUUGUGCAGCUACAAAAGCACUGUGUUACACGUUACCUCAGUGACACUAUUGGUGUGUGAGAACCCAAAUCCACCACCUGUGCAGGCACCUAUAGCUCAGGCUAUUGAAUGAAACAUCAGACAUGUUUCCUCAAAUAUUGCUACCAAUUUGCUCCAUGGCAUCAGUGACUUCAGGGAAAAAAUAGUUUUUUUGCUUCUUUUUGAAGAGGGAAACAGGGGGUUCCAUGAGGCCAUCUCUUUUGUUAAUCUGAAAGGUGUAAGAACAUAAUGAUGUCCAUGACACUACAUUCCCCAAAAUACACUGCAUACACCAAAACAAAACCCUUACGAUGGAUUUCACUCCUUUCCCUUUGUAAGCUGCUCUGCAGACACAUUCCCUGGUGAUCUCCAAGAGCCAAUUAAACAUACACACCAAAUAUAGAAAGGAAUUGUAAUUGGGCUAAAAAGCUACAAAACUCAGAAGGAACAAGAACAGAUACUCCCACAGAGCAAAUGAAAACACUGGACAAAAUAGGUGCUUGUUUUGUUGCAGAGCACUCUGUUAUAACUCAGCUGUUAUAAGAAUGCCAGGCAAAGCCAAUAUCUAGAGCAAUGCACAGGUCAGCUCAGACCAAGAUGUGACAGCUGUCUGUUACAUUGCUUCACGCUUUGCUGGAAAGCCACAGAUGCUGUGGUGAUGAGUUUUGUACAGGCUGAUCAGUACUGCUCACAAACGAGCCUUUGUUUUGGACGAAAUAAAAGAAAAAUCAGUGAAGGCAGUGCAACUCUCUCUUGCUGAGCCUUGUUUCCCUACCUUGGUAAUGAAAAAAUACCACAAGUUUCCUCCAGGGAAAAGCAAUCUCCAAGAGCGAUAAAAGGCAAUUACAGUGACAGCAGAGGCUGGACCGAUGUUAAGGACCAUGCUGAAAUGAACCAGGAGAUGAAUGUCAUCACCCCAGUCGAUCCAGAUUAGUGACUUACUAUGAAGUAGCCCUGUGGUGAUUACAGGCUGUCAUAAUAAAAGGUUGCUUUCUCUCUAGCUGAUCUAAGCCUCAUCAAUUCUUCUCCUUUCCAUUAGUUUCAUUUAAAAUUGGAGAACCAUUCUAUACCCCCAUAAGACUGGCCCAGUGGUCCCUGCCUGAGGCAAUUUCUCUACAGAGAAACAUGAAAAUGAUAGCAGAAAUCCGUUUUCUUACUUCAGAACUUUAUGCUCUGCUCUCCGCAAGGAGUGGGCAGCAGCACCCAAGGGGUAAGGCUGGAAGCUGAGGCACCCUGAGAUACAGGGUUUAUUUGCAGCAAACACCUGCUGUUGGAUACCUUACAGUUUGCUGCUGACCAAUUCUGUGGCAGCCUGCUAUCACUGAUGCACUGCCAUAGCUGCAUGAGACAGAACAAACAACUUGUGCUGUAUCAUCCUGCACCACAUUCCUGCACACCUGAUCCAGCCCUGUUCACAGCCCUCCUUCCCUUUCAUGCACUAAGUCCCAGCUUAGCACUGAGGAACCUCUUCACCCUGUAUGUGAAGAUGUUUCUGGCCUUCAAAAUCUCUUAGCUUUAGAAACAAUCAUGCUUUAGGUUCCUAAAGGCUGUAAAAACCUUAACAUGUGCUAAAAUGCUGAACUUGUAAUUACAAGAGGGGAGAAGAUAAGUCACUAUUUGUCAAAUCCAAACCCUUCUGAGCACCUCAGAUGGAGCUCCAUGACAGUGAGUGAGCUGUGGGUACCCAGCACACAGUGUCACUUCUU
Messenger RNA from Phasianus colchicus (ring-necked pheasant), 5806 nucleotides. RefSeq names its product ganglioside induced differentiation associated protein 1 like 1 (gene GDAP1L1). Lineage: Eukaryota; Metazoa; Chordata; Aves; Galliformes; Phasianidae. The record is from RefSeq and is a predicted model, not a curated record.